Molecule: messenger RNA, 4031 nt
Organism: Cynoglossus semilaevis (tongue sole)
Lineage: Eukaryota; Metazoa; Chordata; Actinopteri; Pleuronectiformes; Cynoglossidae
Product: phosphatidylinositol 4-phosphate 5-kinase type-1 gamma-like
Exons: 16
Coding region: 506-2947 (813 amino acids)
Biological process (GO): phosphatidylinositol phosphate biosynthetic process
Cellular component (GO): plasma membrane
Molecular function (GO): 1-phosphatidylinositol-4-phosphate 5-kinase activity
Source: RefSeq, a predicted model, not a curated record
GUGGUGGUGAGUGUCGUAUAUUAUCUUUUAAAUAGAGAAGUUGUUACAUUUGCAUGAGAGUCGACUCUAGGCCAGUGAAAAAAUGUUUGUCUUUGAGUGACAGAAAUACAAGGGCACAAAUUGUAAUUCUUAUUUUUAUCUAAAUAAUUGUCGGCAUACAUCAGAAUCGUGUCAUUAAAACUCCCACAAAUGGCUAAAAAUAGAGCGUCAUUCGUGUUAGUAUGGAGGCUGUUUGUCAUAAACAACACCGGGACUGUGACGUCACGGGCGAACGCAGCAGCAGGAUGCUGUAGAGACAGACGCGUGUGCAGCUGAGCGGAGCACAGCAGCGGCGCCGCUGGCUGCAUCUGACAGUUGAACAACAUAAAUACACAGCGUCCUGGUCGACAUGUAAUGAAGGACGACUGACGGGGGAAAUGACAGAAUUAUUCCCUGCAGAGUCUCGCGUCGCCUUUGGGUCUGUUUGAAGAGAAACUGCGCCGCCGUCAGGAACCCGGUGCUCGAGAUGGACGACGGGAGGACUGCAGAAUCCGGUGAAGAUGGAACCGGGAGCGAGGCUCAGGCUGCGGGCCCCAGCAUCCAACUGGACUUGGGAGAUUCUGAUUCAACAAAAAAGGCGGAGAUAUCAGAGAUGCCGUCCCCAUUUGGAGCUGCUCUAGCCCAGGAGAAGAAGAUUGGCCACCGAAGAGUGGAUGCCUCCGGAGAGACAACAUACAAGAAGACCACCUCCUCUGCUCUGAAAGGAGCCAUCCAGCUGGGAAUCGGUUACACUGUUGGUAACCUCAGCUCCAAACCUGAGAGAGACGUGCUGAUGCAGGACUUCUACGUGGUCGAGAGCAUCUUCUUCCCAAAUGAAGGCAGCAACCUGACUCCGGCCCACCACUUCCCAGACUUCAGGUUUAAAACCUACGCUCCCGUGGCCUUCAGAUACUUCCGUGAGCUGUUCGGGAUUCGACCUGAUGACUACCUGUAUUCUCUGUGUAAUGAGCCGCUCAUCGAGUUAACAAACCCAGGAGCGAGUGGCUCCAUAUUCUACGUUACCCGAGAUGAUGAGUUCAUCAUCAAGACUGUGCAGCACAAAGAGGCUGAGUUUCUACAGAAGCUACUUCCUGGAUAUUAUAUGAACCUGAACCAGAACCCCAGAACCUUGCUGCCAAAGUUUUACGGCCUCUACUGUGUCCAAUGUGGGGGGAAGAACAUCAGGGUCGUGGUCAUGAACAACAUCCUGCCACGUUCUGUGCGCAUGCACCUCAAGUUUGACCUGAAGGGAUCUACAUACAAGAGACGAGCUUCCAAGAAGGAAAGGGAGAAGUCCAAACCCACAUUCAAGGACCUGGACUUCAUGACUGACAUCCCAGAGGGCCUCAUCCUGGACCAGGACACGUAUGGUGCUCUGGUCAAAACCCUGCAGAGAGACUGUCUGGUCCUUGAGAGUUUUAAGAUCAUGGACUACAGUUUGCUACUCGGUGUCCACAAUAAAACCCAGGCACAACGAGAUUCUCAAUCCCAGGGUUCACCUGCAGGGGGAGGCGAUGAGAAGAAGCCUGCAGGGCAGAGAGCCUUAUAUUCCACUGCCAUGGAGUCAAUACAGGGAGGCUCGGCCUGCAGGGACGCGCUGGACCACGAUGACACCAUGGGUGGCAUUCCAGCUGUCAGUAGUAAAGGAGACCGCCUCCUGCUGUUCAUUGGAAUUAUUGAUAUUCUGCAGUCCUACAGACUGAUUAAGAAACUGGAGCACUCCUGGAAGUCUCUCAUCCAUGAUGGGGACACCGUGUCGGUUCACAGGCCUGCGUUCUACGCUGAGAGGUUCUACAAAUUCUGCAGCUCCAUCGUGUUCAGGAAGAGUAGCUCCCUAAGAUCCUCCCCAUCAAAGAGGGGCAGAGGGGCAUUUUCUACGUCCAAAUCCAGCGCGGGGAACAGCCUAGCGGGACAGCGACCCUCGCUGAGUGAAGAGAGACAGGAAAACCUGGAGAAUCUACGAGGUGCUCGCAGCUUCCCUCUGCUGGAGGACAAUGGCAGAGAUCCACCCUGCACUCCUCCUUCAUUUGAAGAUGCCACCACCGCAUCUAUUGCCACCACACUGUCUUCAAACAACUCGUUACCCACAACCCCCUUUGAUACACCAGAACACCCGCGAUUUAGGAGACAAAUGAAUUCCCCCAGUCUGGUCAGGUCACAGAAACAGAUAGUUGAGGUUCAUGAAGAAAAGCAGGACACGAUUACAGUCGAGGUUGAACUAAGCAAAAUCCCAAACAGCACGGAGCUCACACAGCUGACAGAGAUGACUCCCUCCAGUCACGUUUCCCCUGAUCACCAGCCUCCGUCCACGCCUCCAUCCUCAGCUCCUUCAGCCUCCACCCUCCCCUCUCCCACCUCUCUGGCUCAGUCGGCUGAAAAGUCAUCCGCCGCCCUCCCUUCGUCCAUCUGUCCGUCCUCUCAGCCGCUCACCUCUCCCACAACUGCUCACUGUUCCACACAAUCUCAUUCUGUUGCACAAUCCACACCUCCCACCUCCUCCACACUCUGUCCUGCCUCAGCAUUCACUCCCAUCUGCCCUGCCUCCCCUCACCAUCUUCCUUCCACGCCUCCCAGCUCCGGUCCUCCCAGCCCACGGGUUGCUCAGCAGCCACCAGGUACCUCCACCAAUCAGCUGUCUGUGUCCAGCAGCCACAACUCGUUGGAUGGAGAAGUGCAGGUGUCCGACAUCUACUUUACUCAGGAGGAUCGGAGCUGGGUGUACUCUCCUCUGCACUGCAGCUCAGAGUCCAGAAGGGGCUCAGAUGGGGAGAGCCAGGCAGUAAGUGUUUACUUCAUAGAGGAUUUUCCCAAACAAAUGAUCAGAAGUGAUUCUAUUCUCUCUCUCUUCCUCAGUAAUUCAGUGAAGCUGAGCCACAGGCCGUCUCCACAGAAUAGGGUUAUAAAUAACAAAGGCACCAGGAGGCUAUAAAGAUUUAAUGCUGGAGCUGCAUGUAGAAGCUCGUUUUACCUACUGUGACAAACUGAAGGAAAGAAACGCAGAGGACGUCAGAAAAACACACUCUUAUAUACAUUUGACGGAAUCGUACAGCGAAGCAAUCGUGACGAUCAUUAGGGAAACAAACCAUCAACUCCUGGACGGUCCCACUGACGUCCAGGGAAGAAACAAGCUGUGAAACAUGCAGCGCUGCUGCCUGAAGGGUUUCACUGUUAAUAAGUCACAUCGCACUGUGCCAGCCCUGGCUAUGCAACAAAGAAUACUAACAUGCUGUACAGGUAUACAGUCACAGUAUACAGUGUGGUAUUUGACAUGACACUUCGUUAGGAUCUGAGUUUACUGGUGUUUGGUAUUCAUUCAGGACAUAUCAGAACUGUGUACAAUUUGAUUUGAGCACUUUACCAUUCUGUAUGUGAAACUGGGUCUUUGAGAGUUUGUUACGUUUAUCAUCAGUUGUUGUGUUAAAGGUUAUUGUUCUGUGCUGCUGUGUAUGCACAGUGUUACGUGUUUUUCUAACUGUGUUUAAAGGUCCACUCAAGAACCCUUGACCUGAUUACUAUUAUUAUGGUUGUGUCCUGGAUGCCUUAUAAACAGAUGUAUUGAUGAUUAUUUAGUCAUAUGAAAUGAUGAUGUACUAUAUUAUGAAAGUAUAAGUAUAUAAAUAUAGUAUGAUCUAAUUAAAUGAUACAGUAUUGUGUGUGAUACCAAAUGUUAAAAUUUUAUUUUCAGAGUGAGGGAAAAAAUAUGUUACAAAAUGAAGACAUCAUAUAAUGACAUUGCAUUGAAGAUGGUGUGUGUGUGUACACUCCUGUACGUCUACGUGCAUCUGAAGUUUCCGUGUGUGCAUGCUUUUGCAUGUACAUGACGUGUGAGUGGGAGACGGUGUCAGUCUGAGCUGCUUUUUAUCUUACGUAUUUGUCAAGCUGUCACAGUAUGUAACUUUCAAAUCAGCCAUUUGCAUGUUGGCUGUGUGAGAAUCGAUCAAAGCUCAGUCUGUGUUUGAUGACAAUAAAAAAAAAAAUCACUUUAGCAGAUAAACCCAUUCCUAUCUUCUUCC